This is a messenger RNA of Chrysemys picta bellii (western painted turtle), 3824 nucleotides long. The record is from RefSeq and is a predicted model, not a curated record. Lineage: Eukaryota; Metazoa; Chordata; Testudines; Emydidae.
GAGGUUACGUCAUCAGGAACGCGACAGUUUGUGGGGCGGUGGUAGUAGGAGCGCGGCGCGUGUCAGAGUUGUCCGCACGUGCCGCGGCCGGAGCCAUGAGCUGCCCCGUGACUUGCGCCGCCUGGGUGCGCAGGGGGGUCGCCAGGGGAACGCCCGACAAGGUGCGGCUCAGCGCGGAGGAGCUGAAGCGGCUCAUCGGGGAGGCCGCGGAGACGCUGCGAGAAGAAGCAGAUGGUAGUGAUGAAGAAGAACAUGGACAGGCUGCAGAAGACGACAUGGAUGUUGCUAGUGGUGAGACAGUUGAGCCUCCUCAAGAAGAUGGGGACCAGGAAGAAGACACUGAAAAGCUGAAUGAUGAUGAGCUGGCAGAGUAUGGUUUGGAUAAAUAUGAUGAAGAGGAGAAUACAGAUGCUGUGAGCCUUGGAGACACCUUAGCCGGUCUUACAGUGUAUGGGAGUAACGAACGUGAUCCUUAUGUCACUAUUAAAAAUACUGAGCAAUAUGAACAGGAAGAUUUUUUGAUUAAGCCCAGUGACAAUCUGAUCAUUUGUGGAAGAGUUGAUAAGGACCACUGCAGUCUGGAGGUUCACAGUGAGUAAACAAUAUUUGGUCAUAAAAGCAGGCCUAGAAAAUACUCUGCUUAUCCACUGGCAUUUGGUUUUCUUUCUGCAGGAAAUUAUGUUGCAGUGGGUAACAUGACCCCUGUUAUUGAGAUCUGGGACCUUGAUAUAGUGGAUUCUCUAGAGCCAGUCUUUUCCCUUGGAAGUAAAAAAGAAAAGAAGAAGAAGAAAAAGGGAAAGAAGAAUUCAUCUACAGAAGGGAAUCAGGAUGGGCAUACUGAUGCAGUUCUUGACCUUUCAUGGAAUAAGCAAAACAGAAAUGUGUUAGCAAGUGCUUCAGCUGACAACACUGUAAUUCUGUGGGAUAUGUCUGUGGGUAAACCGGCAGCGAACCUUACUUUACAUAUGGACAAGGUCCAGACACUACAAUUUCAUCCAUUUGAAACACAGACCCUUGUUUCUGGAUCUUACGAUAAGUCUGCUGUUCUGUAUGACUGUAGAAGUCCACAGGAUAAUCAUCGAAUCUGGCGGUUUAGUGGACAGGUUGAGAGAGUGACUUGGAAUCAUUUUUCACCUUGUAACUUCUUAGCUAGCACAGAAGAUGGCUUUGUGUACUGUCUAGAUGCUCGUUCCGAUAAGCCACUUUUUACUCUGAAGGCUCAUAAUGAGGAAGUAUCUGGACUCCAAUUAAGCAGUCAGAUCAAAGGGUGCCUUGUGACAUCAUCUUCUGACAAAUAUGUAAAAAUUUGGGAUAUACUGGGGGACAAACCAAGUCUGAUCCAUUCCAGGGAUAUGAAAAUGGGUGUUCUCUUCUGUGCAGCUUGUUGCCCUGAUUUGCCAUUUGUCUAUGCCUUUGGAGGGGAGAGAGAAGGGCUUCGAGUCUGGGAUAUAAGCAGUAUUUCUGCAGUGAAUGAAGUUUUUGGAAGCAGAGAGAGGUUGGUACCUGCCAAUACAAACUCUGCAACUAGCAGCUCCUUUGCCAGCAGUAGCAGCAAAAGUCCAUAAGCAGAAAUGGAAUCAUGACAGAUCAAACCUCACAUAGAUGGUAUAUAAAUGCAAAACAUCAAUCCAGAGUAUACUUUGGGACUACAGUUAAUGUGUACUCUGCACCCACUGGUUUGGAAAUGUUUAUGGAAGUGUAUCAAGUUUACUGCAAUCUGCAGCUUUUUUUCAUCUUGUGGGAGGAAAACAUGGUCUUGUGGUUAAGGCACAGGAUUCAGAAGUUAUGGUUCCUGCCUCUCACUGACUUGGAAAAGUUAAGUGACAUGCCUGCACCUUGCUUUACCUUGCACUGAAAUGGGGAUAGCACAUCACAUUUUGUUUGUAAACUUCACUUGUAAAGUGAUAUAUCUUUGGCAGGAAAGCACUGUGCUGCUGUAGAGUGUAUAUAAAGGAUUGGAAUGAAUGGAUUUCUUUUUAGUUGCAAAUGAAAACUACUUCAACUGAAAAUUGCCAUAGUACUUAAGUCAAGGGCUGAACAAAAACUCUUUUAGUGUAAGUAGUCAAACAAUGCUUAAGUUCCCCCAGAGUAAGCUGAGGAUUAACUGUUUAACAAAUGUCCAGUAUCGCUUUUGAAAGAUUAACAUCUUACUUUAAAUCUCUUAGAACAGUGUUUUUCAACUGGUGGAUGGCAACCACUAGGGGGAGGGAGGUGAAAGGCAAUUGGGGGCCGUUAAGCAUUAUAAAACUACCAUACAAUCUAAAGCAAAGAAAAUCUCACUCCCUGUACACCUUUACCCUUCAACGUCAACUGUUCUGUAAGCUUCUCAAUACACACAAAUGAGACAGGUUUAUUGUUGUGAUAUUGAUACAUUUUUCCCCCCUCUUUCCUAGUAAAUGGAAGGGGGUUGUAGAAAUCUUUGGCUGUGAAUAAUAGGUCACCAACCUGAAAUAGUCUUAGAAUAUGAAAUAGGCCAGAGAUGCAUCUUAAACCAGCCACAGGCCAUGGCCAUUACACAAAGUUUGGGAUAUUCUUUAAAUACAGUAUCUUAGUCUACUAAGAGAUUUAAACACCUGCAGCUAUCACCCAUUCUUAUUAAACUGGAGGGAACACAGAGAGGUCUUUUAAACAGUCUAAUUAGGUUUACCUAAUUAUGGAAUGGGUUAGGAUAGCAGUAGCUAAUGGAUAUGAAGUGUGCAUAAUGGAAAGCUGUACCUGUCGUGUACUUAAUUUUUAAACAACACUGUUUCAGUGUGUCCUAUUUUAAAAUAAGAAAGACACAACAAAGUAAAUCCUGCCAGGAUAAAGAUAAAAAGAGGGGGGGUUGUACUUAGCCCAGUGCUGGUUGCCUGUGGUGGAGGACUUGCUGUCCUGUCCCAAACUCUAGCUUGCUGAUUAAAGCAGGAACUCUGAAAACAUUUCAGGUUUGUCUGUUCUUGCCAUAGCUUCCUCUCUUGCCUUCAACCUACGUGCUUUAGUAGUUCUUCUUGUGCACUGCAGAGGAGUGCAGAUCACUGGGUUUUUUCCCCCAAGUAAUCUAUCCCUAACCUAUAAUCUUGACUCCAGCCGCCUUCUUAAAAUAUCCUUCUGUCAGUUAGGUUUAGUUGCCAAUAUCUCACAGUAAAGUUUCAGCUCCUGGAAUGAUGAUCUAUGAGAAAUUCCGUUUCUAGUUCCUUUUUAAAAUGAGGCUAGACUGUGCGGUAUUUUGUUUGUUUUUUACCAAUAUACUGAGUUAUACCAGUAUACGCCCUAGUGUGGUUGUAAUUACACAAAGGUGACACGCUGCUUAUUUCCCCUUCCCAUAUGAGAAUAAUUUUGUACAUACUAGGGCAGUUGUACUACUUUAGCUUUAUCAGUAUAGAUAAAUUAUUUUAAAAAAACAAACUAGAAAACUUUUAUUAAAAUUCCUUGGGCUGGUGCCUUUUUUUUUAAUUGAUAAUGUAUAUUUGAGCCCCCAGGAGCUGUUAAAGUACUGUAUUGUCAAUUAAUACUAUCAUGUUUUUAGCUAAUUUUCUUGAAACUUUUGGAAAUGGGGGGGAAUCAAUCACUAUGUAGAAUCUGCUUUUGUGCCCCCAGAUUCAGUUAACAAGGGAUCUCCUUUUGUACAAGUAAACUUUACAUUCUGCUUUUCAAGGUAUGACAUGUAGAAGUAAUUGCUAAGUGCCUGUUUUCAAAAUCUUUAUGCUUAUGCAUGGUCUGUCUUUCACGUAAUGGAGUUCUUGCUAAUUGUGUGCUCCUUUAGUGGCUGAGAUGCAAAUUAUGUUAUUUCUCUAAAGCAGUUGCGCCUGCUGUAAAAAAACACCGUGACUUUUUUCAGAAGCGAA